AGAACAGAAAAGUUCCUCUGACCCAGCCCUCCCUCCUUGGCAGCGGGGCAGCAGCCGUGUUUCGCAGGGGAGGUGUGUUGUGUGUUGGCCACUCAAGGCCACUGCUUUUAAAAGGGAGACGUGGGUCCUCCCGCACACAGAGGUGCAUCGGGCGGCUCGGCGGCUGCUCUGGGUGCAGUGAAACAAGGAGGAUGAAGGCGGUUCUCGGGGUGCUGCUUCCAUACCUGGUGCUGCUGCUCCACUCCGCAGCUCUGCCGAGAAAAGGGACCCAUGGAGCAGAGGCUGUGCUGGGGCAGAGCCUCUCAGAGGAGACGGAACUUGGAGCAAAGAGGGAAAAUGUGAGCAGAGCGCGACCCGGCUCGGCGGUGAGACUGAAGAUGACUGUGGCUUCUCGCCUCCUCCCUGAGCCUGCAGCAAGCUGCACACAGGCUGACGGCUCCAGCUUGCAGCCCUGGCCCUUGGGGGGGCUGGAGGGCCCCGUGUGCCGCCUGAAGAUGGACAACAGUGAGGUCCCCCCAUCCCACCUGGAGGUGGUGGGGGUCCUCACCCGCUAUGAAAGCACCUUCAUCAAGGUGCUGCGCGCCAGCUGGAAGCACCGCAACCCCGAGACCUUUGGGCUGUGCCCAGGUGGAGGUGCACAAACCGUGCUUCGACCGCUGCAGCAGCUCCAGGAGCACCUGGCAGGGCCAGGCACGGGGCUGCAGCGAUUCCUUGUCCUGCAUCUGGAGGAAGUGAAAUGGGAAGCACAGGCCUGGCUCUGGUUCAGGCUGCCGUUCCAUGCAGAGGUGGGGCAGGUGCUGGGAGAGCUGCAGGUCGCUCUGCUGCUCUUCUACCCGGGCAGCCCCACAGGGAGACAGGCUGAGGGCCGCCAGGAGCUGCUGGUGGAGGGCAUGGGGCUGACACAGGAGCAGGUGGGUGACCCUGGGGGGCAGGAGGAGAGGGGGGACCUUGGCUCUGCUUGCCCAGCAGCUUCGCAUCCCCUUCCCUUCCCUUCCCUUCCC
Messenger RNA from Meleagris gallopavo (turkey), 1001 nucleotides. NCBI's taxonomy places the organism in Eukaryota, Metazoa, Chordata, Aves, Galliformes, Phasianidae. The record is from RefSeq and is a predicted model, not a curated record.